Molecule: messenger RNA, 1008 nt
Organism: Mangifera indica (mango)
Lineage: Eukaryota; Viridiplantae; Streptophyta; Magnoliopsida; Sapindales; Anacardiaceae
Exons: 3
Coding region: 67-546 (159 amino acids)
Source: RefSeq, a predicted model, not a curated record
UUCUCCAUCCAUCAUUACAUUUACAACACACCAAAGCACACCUCUAAACUACUUCCGCCAAAUCCGAUGGCUCGUUCCCUCCUUCUCUUUCUAAACAAAUCAAUCUCGACCGUCCAUCUCCACUCCCGCCACCACCAGCACUGUCUUCCUCUUAGUCCAUCCUCCCGCCUCGUAUCUCUCCGCACUCAAUCCAACCAACCCGACCUUUCGGACCUUUCCACUUCUUCCGACUCCACCACCGAUCCUUUGCUCUCCAAGCUCGAGGACGCCAUCCACCGCAUCAUCGUGCGCCGCUCCGCACCCGAUUGGCUCCCCUUUUUGCCCGGAUCUUCCUACUGGGUCCCGCCUCCCAAAUCCCAACUCUACGGUGUAGCUCAAUUGGUUGAAAAAUUGGCCAACCCGUUGACCCCCGAACAAGCUAUGUCUACUAACACUGUUCGAGGCUGGCCUUCGUCGGAUUAUUUUGUUAAAGGUGCAUCUUUAGAUCCAGUGGAAGCAGACACAAAAUCUACUAUUGUAUCUCAAUCUGAAGAUGAUGAGGGAUGAAUAAUUCCUCUUAACAUAUCUGGCAUCUGGGCACCUGUCAGAAAUGGAAACUUAUGUAGAAUCAAGAAUGGAAAGCAGAAAAAGCCUACAGUGACAGACUUGCGAGGAGCUGCAAUCCUGCAACUUGGUUAGGGAGGAUAACUUAUUUCCUAAUGGGCAUUGCCUUAUGUCAUUCCUUGUGUGGUUUGCCAUUGCAUUAUAUGUCAAACAUGUAUAGAUUUUAUAUACCCAGUUCAGCUGGUGGGUUAUCUUUCAACUGAUGAUACAUAGUUAUUUGACAUUUUUUUUUCAACUUUGUGUGUAUGUGGGGAGAUGGGUUGUUGUAAAAAUUGUCUGUUGCUGUCAUUGUGGACUCCCAUUUUCUUCAUAAACAACUGUCUCAUUGCACCUGAGAACAAAUACGUUUGCUUUGCAAUGUUGCAGAAGAAAAGUAAUCUUCAAUUCUUUUAUUUCAAACCAAAA